AGGGGAGCGGAAGGUGGUCACAGGGUCAGCUCGAGGCGCCUGAUGAGGGGGCGCACCCGGGGAAUGCGGAACUGGUCCUUUUUUAUUUUCUUUCGUCCUGCUCUCUGCUCCUUUGCGUUCUCAAAGCCAGCGCCUCCAGGGAGGGGGAUUGGAGAUCGGUACUUCGGCCCGGGAACCCGAACCUCCCAGGCGUGAGGCUGUCAGGCUGCCCGCAGCCACCCGCAGACCCUCCUCCUCCCUCGGCCGGCUUCCCGUCUGGUCAUGGCGAGAUUCUGGGUCUGCGCGGCCGGUGCCGUCUUCUUUCUUGCAUUUCUGGUUUUGCAUUUGCGGUUUUGUGGCACUCCAGUUUUAAGGAAAUUUGCUUCUCAAAUUUCCUGGAGAACUGAAAAACUUUUUUACCGGCUGGAUUUGGGUUGGCCUAAGCAUUCAGAAUAUUUUACUGGAGCAACAUUUGGUGUUGCAGUUGACUCACUCAAUGGAUUGGUUUACAUAGUCCAAAGAGGGGAUAACAUCCCAAAGGUAUUAGUGUUCACAGAGGAUGGAUAUUUUCUACGAGCCUGGAAUUAUACAGUUGAUACACCUCAUGGUAUAUUUGCAGCCAGUACACUACAUGAGCAAUCCGUCUGGAUCACGGAUGUAGGAAGUGGAUCCUUCGGUCAUACUGUUAAAAAAUACAAUUCCUUUGGUGAUCUUGUUCAAGUCUUGGGUACCCCAGGCAAAAAAGGCAUUGGUUUGAAUCCCCUGCAGUUUGAUAACCCCGCAGAAUUAUAUGUAGAGGACACAGGAGAAAUUUACAUUGUGGAUGGAGAUGGAGGAUUGAAUAACAGAUUGAUCAAACUUUCCCAAGAUUUCAUGAUCCUUUGGCUGCAUGGAGAAAAUGGUACAAGGCCUACUGAGUUCAGCAUACCUCACAGUGUUACAGUUGAUCCAACUGGUCGGGUGUGGGUUGCUGACCGGGGAAAUAAAAGAAUCCAAGUAUUCGAUAAAGACACUGGGGAGUGGUUAGGAGAAUGGACUAGUUGUUUCACAGAAGAAGGACCUUCUUCAGUCAGAUUUACUCCUGAUGGGAAGUACUUGAUUGUAGCCCAGCUGAAUCUUAGCAGGCUCUCUGUUGUGGCAGCACCCCCAGUAGGAGGCAUUGGCGACUGUUCUGUGACCAGCACAAUCCAACUAGCAAAUCAAGUUUUGCCACAUCUCUUAGAGGUCGAUAGAAAGACUGGAGCAAUCUAUGUAGCAGAAAUUGGAGCAAAACAAGUACAAAAAUAUGUCCCUCUGAAUAACUGUAUUCCUUCAUUUGUUUCAUAAUCUUUCUUUUCCUGGAGAUAUUUCAAGUGGCAGUUCAGAUUCUCAAACUGAUUGUUAGUGCUUAAAAUGAUGUUCAAUAAUGUCCAAGAUUUGUUUAUGUUUACCUGAUAUAGAAUCAGAAAGAUUUGUUUUUAUGUCAUUAAGAAUCAUAUGUUUUGUUGUCAUUCUUCAUACUUAGUUUUACUUAUAAGUGCAUAGGAAUAUUUUAAUGAAAGAAAUGUAAUUUAAAAAAUGGGGUCAGAAAGAGGAACUAAGGUUGUUAUCUGGUCAUUUGUCCUGGUAGAUGAAUUCUCUGGGUUAAAAAUGGGAAUAAAAAUGAGUGCACAGAGUAACUCAUUGAAUUUCAUGGGAAAGACUACAAACCUCUAGUUUGUUCGACUUACAUAAAAUGAAAUGCUUGAGAGAUUGUGAAUGAGAUGGGCAAUUGAUUAACUUGAGGACCCACAGAGUGUUAGGUCCUGAGGACUCAAUAUGAGGAAGCAGGAUUGUCUGCCUUUUGAGCAGCAUACAGCCCAGUGGGGAGACAAGUUGGCAGUCACAGCACAGUGGCAG
Molecule: messenger RNA, 1857 nt
Organism: Cynocephalus volans (Philippine flying lemur)
Lineage: Eukaryota; Metazoa; Chordata; Mammalia; Dermoptera; Cynocephalidae
Gene: NHLRC3
Product: NHL repeat containing 3
Exons: 7
Coding region: 262-1305 (347 amino acids)
Biological process (GO): protein polyubiquitination; proteasome-mediated ubiquitin-dependent protein catabolic process; negative regulation of translation
Molecular function (GO): protein binding; ubiquitin protein ligase activity; translation repressor activity
Source: RefSeq, a predicted model, not a curated record